This is a messenger RNA of Soboliphyme baturini, 438 nucleotides long. NCBI's taxonomy places the organism in Eukaryota, Metazoa, Nematoda, Enoplea, Dioctophymatida, Soboliphymatidae. The record is from the annotation of a GenBank genome assembly.
AAUUCCGGCGCAACAGAACGACGCCUCGAUCACCUCGUCUCGCAGCAGUCAUUUUUCAAGUCGGACUGCGACUACAACGACAAGAUGACUAAUUUGAGUGCGAUUGCCCUCGACCCGGAAAUAAGUAGUUUCUUGUUGUCGAGCGGUCGUCGGAAAAAGCCGAGUUGUCGGCACCAACCCUCAACGUCCACUGAGAAACGUCCGUUCCUCAAGUCAAGCGGCGCCGCGCGAGGCACAAACUCACGUGGAGCCCACGUGCGUUGUGCCACGGGUCAUCGGCGGUCAUCGGCGGUCAUCGGCGGCGAACCGAGCGCAGUGGCGCGGACGCAGAAUGCUGAAAUUCCACUUCUUUCGACCAGCAGUGUGAAAGAAUCCGAUUUCAUCCGGUGGUGGCUGUGUGGCGGACGUUUUUCGGUGGCGGACAGCGAUCAUCGCUGA